AUGGGGAGCCCCCGGCGGCUGCUGCUGGUUUCCAACUCCACCCUGCACGGAGGGGGAUACCUGAGCCACUGCCAGCAGCACAUCCAGAGCUUCCUCGGGGAGAAGGUGAAGCGGGUGCUGUUCGUUCCCUACGCCCUGCACGACCGAGAUGCCUACGCCCGGACCGUCAGGGAGAAGUUUGAAAGCUUGGGUUAUGAGCUGGACAGCAUUCAUGAAUCUUGUGAUCCAGUGGAAGCUGUAAGGAAAUCUGAAGCAAUAUUUAUUGGAGGUGGGAACACAUUCCGUCUCCUGAAAGCUCUCUACGACAAGUGUCUGAUACAGGAGAUCAGGAAAAGAGUUCUUGAGGAUGGGAUUCCUUACAUGGGGUCCAGCGCAGGAACUAAUGUUGCUACCAUCAGCAUCAAUACUACCAAUGACAUGCCAAUUGUUUAUCCACCUUCACUGCAAGCCUUAGGUUUAGUUCCUUUUAAUAUUAACCCCCACUACCAGGACCCAGAUGUUAAAAGCACUCACAUGGGUGAGACAAGAGAGGAAAGAAUUAAUCAAUACCAUGAAGAACCAAACACUCCUCCAGUUCUGGGCUUGCGGGAAGGUACGAUGCUGCUAGUGGAAGGAGACAAAGCCACUUUGCAAGGAGUGACAGGAGCACGUCUGUUUUUGAGGGGUAAGAAACCAACUGAACACGAGCCUGGAACAGAUUUCAGUUUCCUCCUGAUUGACAGAAAUCUCCAGAAUCUGUAGCCUUGCAUACAGCGCACUUUUCCCCAUCUAAAUUCAUGUAUUGGAAAUCUCUCUUUCCCAGCAAAAUGACAACUUUUACUGCAGUACUUGAGUAAUCAUAGGUAUUCUUCAUCUGAAAGGGCCUGUGUAUUCAUGUAUCCACUUUGAUUCCUUCCCCACCAAAAAAAAAAAUAAAAAAAAUUCCUUUAACACAAAUAAGACCAGAUACCAAGUCAACAGUUCCUGCUGCCUGGCUUUACCUGCUAAAUGAAAGAAUUGUUAGUUUAGUGUACUCUCACCCUAUUAGUUUAAUUUUUGUGCUAUGAAUAAAGGAAGAACUUAUGCAUUCAA
Molecule: messenger RNA, 1071 nt
Organism: Apus apus (common swift)
Lineage: Eukaryota; Metazoa; Chordata; Aves; Apodiformes; Apodidae
Product: alpha-aspartyl dipeptidase-like
Exons: 8
Coding region: 1-741 (246 amino acids)
Biological process (GO): proteolysis
Molecular function (GO): serine-type peptidase activity
Source: RefSeq, a predicted model, not a curated record